Aspergillus bombycis is the source of this 837-nucleotide messenger RNA. RefSeq lists its product as uncharacterized. The coding region runs from base 1 to 837 and encodes 278 amino acids. Lineage: Eukaryota; Fungi; Ascomycota; Eurotiomycetes; Eurotiales; Aspergillaceae. The transcript has a single exon. The record is from RefSeq and is a predicted model, not a curated record.
AUGUCAAAUAGCGGCGCAUCUCGUUUUGCAGUGGGCGAUAUGGGCAUCCUGCAAACCGACACACACUUAGAUACACCUGCCAGCAUGCAAUUGUUGGAUGGGCAUAUUACACCCCACGGCGCGGUUCACAUUCCCAGUUUUUGGGAAGCCGGAACACCCACUAUGACAUUCUCCGAAGACAUGAAUAGCUGCAGCUGCCUUCCUCAUGUAUACUAUUUUACUAGGGUACUUCAUGCUCUGACAAACGAGGCGGUGCCGAGUUUCAAGAUCGUCCGUAGUGCUGUUCGAACGGUUCAUGAUGCUCUUAAGUGCAUCGCCUGCUCUCGCUCAAUGAUAGUCUCUCAAGAUCCUACAGAGAAACUGCGGGCUCUUUGCACCCUCCUGUCGUUGAUCCCUGGUUUCUAUCAUCAACUGUUGCAAAUGGUAGACUGUGAAGCAUCUCUUGCAGUGGUUGAAAACCGCCGACUCGCGUUCAGACUCGAGGAAAGCGGUGGUUUAUGGGGCGAUCUUGCAAGAGACGGAGCAUGUCCGGACGUCAAGAGGCUCAAGGACCACCCCCUUGAUCCAGAGCUUUGGCGACAAACGAUGCGCGCGCUCUUAAGGACCGACGUGUACGGCCUUAAUAUGCACAUUUAUUCUGGGGAAUCUGGAAGGCUGGCAAGGCAGGGCCGGCACUCAGGUCUCAACGACAUGGUUGAGAUGCUAGAUGAACUUGCGACAAGGGGACCAUUCAGUCAUAUGAAUGGGUGGCUUCAUCCUGAAUCGACUGGGAUUCCCACUUGUAUGAACUGGAUAGAAACCGCGAAGCAAAGUGUUAGCGGCCUCAUAAUAGGUUAA